CAACUUUGUGGCUCCGGUGCUCUCCCUACGAAAAUCUCCAUCAAAGUUCAAUCUUCUCUCGUGAUUCUUUUGAAUCUUCUCUGUCGCGCAUCUCUGGGUCGGUGCUCUCCCUACCAAAAGCUCCAUCAAAGACGGUCCAUCAAAGACGGUAUCUUCACUGUGUACCCUCCCUUCCACAUACGACAUUUUAUGGAUGAGUUUAAAGAAACGUGUAAUUUGAAUGAAAAUGGUUUUAUUGAUUGUAACCGUAGUGAGGUUGAAAAAUCAAUUAAUAUAGAUAGUCAAAUUGAUGAAGAGGAUAAUUUACAAGAUGAAGGUGAUGAAGAUGUAUACAAAAGUUAUCUUGAUCUGAUUGCAGAUGAUAUUUUUGGAUUGGAGUUUGCAAGUGAAAAUGUUGCUUAAAAAUUUUAUUUCACUUAUGCUAAGUGUCAUGGUUUUGGGAUCAGAAAAGAUGAGGUAGGUUAUGAUGAUAAGCACAAUAUUUUGAUGCGACAAUAUUUAUGCAACAAAGCUGGAUUAAGAGACAAAAAACAUUUCAUGAGAGAUGAUAGGAAAAAAGAACAUAGAUCACUAUCUCGUACAUAUUGUAAAGCAAAGUUACGUGUGCGUUUGGAUCGUCAAACCUCUAAAUUUAAGGUUGUUUCAUUUGAGGAAGGUCAUAAUCAUAAUUUAUGUGGUUCUAAUUUUGUGCAAUUAAUCCGUACGUACCGUGGUUUGACUUUUGCAAACAAAGUUCAGGUUGAUUUAUUACAUGCCCAAGGUGUUAGGACAUGCCAUAUAAUGGGUUUUAUGUUGGACCAAACAGGUGGGCAUAUCGGCCUUAACUUUAACAAAAAAGAUUUGUUCAAUCAUAUUGAGCGUAGUAAGCGUUUUAAGAUCAAAGAUGGAGAUGUAGUGGCUGCUUUGAGUUAUCUUCAAGGCAAGGCAAAUAAUGAUCCACUAUUUUUUUCAAGGUACAUGAUAUCAUCUGAGGGUCAGUUGAAACACCUAUUUUGGGCUGAUGGUACGAGCAGAAGUGAUUUUCAAUGUUUUGGUGAUGUACUUGCUUUUGAUAGUACAUAUAAGAAGAAUAAGUAUAACAAGCCAUUGGUGAUUUUUUCUGGUAAAAAACACCAUGCUCAAAUUGUUAUAUUUGGUUGUGCUAUUGUUUUUGAUGAAAGUAUCGAGGCAUAUAGGUGGGUGUUGGAAUCCUUUCUGAAUGCAAUGUCAAAUAAGCAGGUAUUUCCAGAAGCAACACACAGGCUUUGUUCAUGGCAUUUGCAAAAAAAUGUCUGUCAGAAUGUUAAGAAUAAUAAUUUUUGGAAGGAUUUCAAAAGAGUAAUGUACGAUAAUUAUACCCCUGAAAAGUUUGAAAGAUUAUGGAAUGAGUUAGUAGAAAGACAUGAACUACAAGACAAUAAUUGGGUUCAGCAAACUUACCAAAAACGGUUUAUGUAGGCUACUGUUUAUUUACGUGACAAAUUUUUUGCGGGUAUAAGGACUACUUCUUUAUGUGAAGGUAUAAAUUCAUGCAUAAAGUCUUAUUUGAAGAGAAAAAAUACUAUAGUUGAGUUGUUGUACAAUUUUGAGCAUUCUUUAAGAGAUUAUAGGUAUAAUGAGUUGUUGUCUGAUUUCAAUUCUUUUUAUACAGAACCUGUUUUAUCCAUGUCUUCGCCCUUAAUUGAAAAAGAAGCCUAAAAAAUAUAUACCAGUGAUGUGUUUAAAUUGGUAAAGGUUGAGAUUGUUACUGCUGGAUCUUUGAAUGUUAUUGAUACAAAUGACAAUGGUGAUAAGGUUACUUUCACAGUUGACAAUUAUAAGCAUCGUCAAUCUUUACAGAAUGUUGUUUUUGACAAAGAUGAGUGCAAAUAUGAAUGUGGUUGUAUGAUGUUUGAAUCUUGUGGCAUUCCUUGUAGUCAUAUUAUAUGUGUUAUGCGAUAUCAACAUGUUCAUGUGUUUCCUCCAAGUUUAAUAUGCAAUCGAUGGUUGAAGGAUGCUAAAAAUUCAGUUUAU
Cajanus cajan (pigeon pea) is the source of this 1992-nucleotide messenger RNA. Lineage: Eukaryota; Viridiplantae; Streptophyta; Magnoliopsida; Fabales; Fabaceae. The record is from RefSeq and is a predicted model, not a curated record.